CCAAGCGCAUGCGUCGCCGUUGCCGUCGCCGUCGCGCCCCCACCUCCCGUCCCCUCCGCUUCUUGGAAACCCAUCACUAGCGCGUCCUGAACCGGAACGGCGACGCCUCCUCGUCGUCCUCGGCCGCGGCUCCUGCUGCUACGGCGGUAGGUGCCGCGUCGCCUUCCUUAACUGCUCCUGCUCCUGCUCCUGCCCGCAUCUCUUCUCCUUCCUCCCAUCCAUCUCCCUGCUGCUCCCACUCCUAUCCUCUCUGCUCCGUCCGUCCGCGUGUGUGCUCCACCCUCCUCCACCUGUCGCCGCGCCAACUGCCCCCGCCCCUCUCAUGUCAGUCCCCUGCCCGCCCGCACCAUUUCUCCUCCUUCUUCUUCUUGGAAUAGCUCCGGAUUCUGAUGCCCGUUUCGAUCUCCAAAAUCUGUAGGACCGGGCCGGGCGACGAGCUGGCCGAGCUGCUGUGGGACCACGGCCCGGCGCUGCGGAGGCCGCCGCCGCCGUUCCAGCCUUUCACCUGCAGCGCCGCCGGCAGCAGCAGGUCACACGAGCUCAAGCGCCACCCCGUCCCCGUCCCCGUCCCACUGGGCAUGCACACGCACGGCGCCGGGCUCGGGCUCGGCGGCCUCCCCGUCCACGACGACGAAGACGACGCCGUGCCGUGGCUGCAUUGCCCCGUUGUUGUCGACGACGGCGACGCCGACACGGCGCCGCUGCCUCCCGAGUACUGCGCCAGCCUGCUGUCCGAGUACUCGGAGGCGGCCGCGCCAGCGGCCACGGCCUCCCACGCCGCGGCCGUCGUCCCGGCCGCGCCGCCGCCGCCCGAGGCCGCCGUGGCUAACAAGCUGGCCCCGCCGAGCGCCACUGGCAGCGGAGUAGGGGAGGGCGUCUUGAACUUCACCUUCUUCUCGCGGCCUCUCCAGCGGCCGCAGGCGGCGUCCGCGGCCGCGAGCCACCCCGUCGAGUCCACGGUCGUCCAGGCGGCAACGAACCGGCUGCGGAGCACGCCGCUGUUCUCCGAGCAGAGGAUGGCGUGGCUGCAGCCGCCCAAGGCGCCGCGCGCCACGGCUGCAGCGGCGGCGACACCACCGCCUCCUCCACCACCACCGCCGGCGCCUCCUCAGCUAGCGCCUAUGCUCCCAGAUACCCGCCAUGGAGAGACAGUAGCUCAACCCCGCUCGCAACCAGAUGCAAGACCUCCCGAUGCGGCGGCGGUGACGGCCUCUUCGGUCUGCUCCGGCAACGGUGACCGGAGCCAGCUCAAGAGGAGCUGCCACCUGGCCGCGGACUGCUCCGUCAGUCCGGACGAGGACAUGGACGACGAGCCCGGCGCGACGAGAAGGUCGGCGGCGCGGAGCGCCAAGCGCAGCCGCACCGCCGAGGUGCACAACAUGUCGGAGAGGAGGAGACGGGACCGGAUCAACGAGAAGAUGCGCGCCCUGCAGGAGCUCAUCCCCAACUGCAACAAGAUCGACAAGGCGUCGAUGCUGGAGGAGGCGAUCGAGUACCUGAAGACGCUGCAGCUCCAGGUGCAGAUGAUGUCGAUGGGGACCGGGCUGUGCAUGCCGCCGGCGGCGAUGCUGCUUCCCGCGAUGCACCAGCACAUGCAGGCUCUUCACCACCACCACCACCACCCCAUGGCGCACUUCCCGCACCUCGGCAUGGGGCUGGGCUACGGCAUGGGCAUGGGCAUGGGCGCCACCGCGGCGGCGGGGUUCGACAUGCUCCCGCGCGUCGCGGCCGGCGCGCACUUCCCGUGCCCGCCGAUGGCAAUGCCGCCGCCGCCGGGGGCGGCCAUGUUCGGCGUGCCGGGGACAGGGAUGGCCACGCUGCCCGCGGCGUUCGCUCACAUGGCCGGUGCCGCGCCGGCUGGACAGAUGGAAGCUGGUGCCGGUGACGCUGCUCCUGCUGCUGCUGCGGCGGCGGCGGCUGCUGCUCCUGCCCGGCCAGAAGAAGCAGAGCACCCGCCGGUCCGCGGCGUGGCACAGGGCGAUCAGGAGGCGCAGCAGCAGCAGCACCCGAAGCAGACGUGAAGGCGAAGGCGACGAGGUGCCUCCCCGCCCCCGCCCAUCGUCGUGUCGCCAGCAGGCGGCUGCCGGAAGAUUCCCCGCCCGUCGUCCUUCCUCGGAGUCAUUUUCCUAAUCUCUCGUGGUUGCUGGAUCUUUGAGACGUCGUCGCCGUGACACCAUGUCGCUCUGAAUUUGGCUGCUGCAUCUCCAUCGACGACUCUGACGAAGCUCAUGCAUGUCAUGCAACGCAGGGUCUGGACUCUGAAGUCUGAACUGGACAGACAUUUUUGUACCGUGCCUGCUAUAGCUUGCUUGUACUCGUACGUAUACGUACGUAGGUUGCAGGAGAAUGUAAAAAAGAGGAACUCGAGGAACGCCGUCCCUUGAACAGAAGGUAGUAGGCGUCAAGAAAUUGAACUGUGAAAUGUUCCCGCCUUUGAUCGAGUUUGGGACGAACAACAACAUCGUGUUGGGCAGACUGCUAA
Molecule: messenger RNA, 2482 nt
Organism: Sorghum bicolor (sorghum)
Lineage: Eukaryota; Viridiplantae; Streptophyta; Magnoliopsida; Poales; Poaceae
Product: transcription factor APG
Exons: 5
Coding region: 390-2021 (543 amino acids)
Biological process (GO): regulation of DNA-templated transcription
Molecular function (GO): protein dimerization activity; DNA-binding transcription factor activity
Source: RefSeq, a predicted model, not a curated record